AUGCACUGCCAAGGCGGGCUCCGGCUGCCUUCCCCGGGCCAGCUGAAAGCAGCCAGGCGGCGCUACAAGACCUUCAUGAUCGACGAGAUCCUCUCCAAGGAGACCUGCGAUUACUUCGAGAAACUCUCGCUCUACUCCGUCCGGCCCUUCUCUGGUCGUCCGGCCCAAAGCUUGCACUCCUGCACCGGCUCCUCUUCUCUACGGGCUUAUCCGCUCAUCUCUGUCAUCACCAGGCAGCCUUCAGCAGUCUCUCACUUCAUUCCUGCAGUGAGCACCUCUCGAGUUCUCUCACCGCUCCCACCUUCGGGAAACACCUGUUCAGAGACCCACGCCAAUGAAACCCAUGGAAGCAGUGAAUCCGAGACCGAGCAGCCCAGCCUCCCUUUGAAAAAGCCUCGCCGCAGCCGGACCAUCUUCACAGAGUUGCAGCUGAUGGGACUAGAGAAGAAAUUCCAAAAGCAGAAGUAUCUCUCCACCCCAGACAGGCUGGAUCUUGCUCAAUCACUGGGCCUUACUCAACUCCAAGUGAAAACCUGGUAUCAAAAUCGCAGGAUGAAAUGGAAAAAAAUGGUCCUGAAGGGAGGACAGGAGGCCCCCACAAAACCCAAAGGCCGCCCAAAGAAGAAUUCCAUUCCCACCUCAGAGGAAAUCGAAGCAGAAGAAAAGUUGAACAACCAAACUCAGCCAGAGGUCUCAAAGGAAAGCCAAGCAGAAGAAGACUGUGGGUUGACCAAGGAGCAUUUGAGCUCCUCUUCAGAUACCGACGGAUCUCUUAAACACAUAGCAGAGGCAUCUCCAGGGCUGGCAACCUCAACUUAAGAGCCAACUCAAAGCUCCCCUCAAGGGACAAGGCAUAAACUGGAUUUCCCCGCACCUUGUGCCUUAAGAAAUCGAUUAGUGUGAUAAGCGACGGUUGGAUGAGGAGAUCCUACGUUAACCAGGAUGAUUUCUUGACUCCCAGGGUCAAAUAUACACUUUCUCUACACAUAUCCUGGGAUCUGAGUAAUUCUGCAAAUAAACUACAUGCUUAGAGAUUGGCGCUUCCGAAACACCACAAGCGAAUCAACUCCUCAUGUUUCCACGAGGAGAAGCAUUUUAAGGACUUCAGCAUGCUGAAGAUACUGGUUCUUUAUCUUGCCAUAACUGAUGUUGUUGUUGUUGUUGUUAUUAUUAUUAUAAUUAUUAUUCAGAAUGCUUUAAAUUGGAUUCUAAGGGCAACUACCAAAGACAGAGAGAACAGGAUUCCCACUGCAUUUUGUAAAAGUGCUAAUGCAAAAUAUUUUUCAGGGGGUCAUUCAAAAUAGGGGGAUGUCCCUGGUCCCCCCAUUAUGCUGGCCAGAGAGUGAUCUUGGCGGCAGUGAAGCAAAAUAUUAAUUAUAUUCUUGGAUUGUGAGUCUCAGGUGAGCUAAUUUCCUAAAAGAUCAUUUAAGCCACCAGGAAAGAGGAAAGAAGCAAAUAUCCUAGGAAGAGCUGCCUUGACAGCCAAUAUAUUGAUUUGAUCAACAAUGAUCAGGGGCUGGUUUUAGCCACUCAGUAGGCUGAAGUUGCAAUCCAGAACUAUGGCUGAUACACAUAGCUCCGCACUGGCUACUCUUUGUCCCCAUUGCACUGUAAGUAAACUAUAUUGUCCCAUACAGUGGUGGGUUCCUACCGGUUCGGACCAGUUCAGCCAAACUGAUAGUGGCUUG
Thamnophis elegans (Western terrestrial garter snake) is the source of this 1688-nucleotide messenger RNA. RefSeq names its product BARX homeobox 2 (gene BARX2). The record is from RefSeq and is a predicted model, not a curated record. Lineage: Eukaryota; Metazoa; Chordata; Lepidosauria; Squamata; Natricidae. Gene Ontology annotation, biological process: regulation of transcription by RNA polymerase II. Gene Ontology annotation, molecular function: RNA polymerase II transcription regulatory region sequence-specific DNA binding; DNA-binding transcription factor activity, RNA polymerase II-specific. Gene Ontology annotation, cellular component: nucleus.